CGACGCUUGACUCCUGCCGCGGCUCCUCAGUGCUGGGCGACAGCGCUGCUAAACAUGGCGUCGGAGGGGAUGAUUUUAACGAACCACGACCACCAAAUCCGCGUCGGAGUGCUGACAGUGAGUGACAGUUGCUUCAGAAAUCUGGCUGAGGACCGCAGUGGAAUCAACCUCAAAGACCUCGUCCAUGACCCCUCCCUGCUGGGAGGCACGAUUGCAGCCUAUAAAAUUGUCCCUGAUGAGAUUGAUGAAAUUAAGGAGACCCUUGUAGACUGGUGUGACGAGAAGGAGCUGAACCUCAUCCUGACUACUGGGGGCACUGGCUUUGCCCCACGUGACGUCACUCCCGAGGCAACAAAGGAGGUGAUUGAGCGUGAGGCUCCAGGGAUGGCACUGGCCAUGCUGAUGGGAUCCCUCAAUGUAACACCCCUGGGCAUGCUCUCCAGGCCUGUGUGUGGCAUCAGAGGCAAAACUCUCAUCAUCAACUUGCCUGGCAGCAAGAAAGGCUCACAGGAGUGUUUUCAGUUCAUCCUGCCGGCACUGCCACAUGCCAUUGACUUGCUGCGGGAUGCUGUGGUCAAGGUAAAAGAGGUGCAUGAUGAGCUAGAAGACCUACCAUCACCGCCACCACCCCUCUCGCCUCCUCCUGCUGCCAGCCCACACCGACAAACUGAGGACAAGGGCAUCCAGUGUGAGGAGGAGGAUGAGGAGAAGAAGGACAGUGGUGUGGCGUCCACUGAGGACAGCUCAUCCUCCCACAUCACUGCCGCUGCCAUUGCUGCCAAGUGUCAAGUCCUGCAUCAGAGUGAAAAGCCACGCUCCCAGCACAUCGUUGUCAUGGCAAAAGGUGGGCAGUCCAUACCUGGCCUCAUUUCCCACACCUGUCAUUCUUCCUGCCGCAUUGAUCACGAGCUGAUUCCGGACUCCAUCAUCUCUCGGGGUGUCCAAGUUCUCCCGCGUGACACUGCCUCCCUCAGCACCACACCCUCGGAGUCACCUCGUGCCCAGGCCACCUCCCGCCUCUCCACCGCCUCCUGCCCCACACCCAAAGCCCGGCUCCCUUCCAGCUCAUCCACCUAUAGUGUUUCUGAGGCGUCACGGAGAGAGUUCAGGGCUCACCUGGAUGAGGUCAUCACGCUCAAGUCAAGGUACUCUACCUUGGACCAGGUCCAGUCGCGGUGCAGCAGUAAAGAAAACAUCCUCCGAGCCAGUCACAGUGCAGUGGACAUCACUAAAGUGGCACGCAGGCACCGGAUGUCACCCUUCCCCCUUACCUCCAUGGACAAGGCCUUCAUCACUGUGUUGGAGAUGACUCCUGUCCUAGGCACUGAGAUCAUCAACUAUAGAGAUGGGAUGGGUCGAGUUCUGGCACAGGACGUCUAUGCCAAAGACAACUUGCCCCCUUUCCCUGCCUCCGUCAAGGACGGCUAUGCUGUCCGAGCGGCAGAUGGCCCUGGAGAUCGCUUCAUCAUAGGGGAGUCACAAGCCGGAGAACAGCCCACCCACACAGUGAUGCCAGGCCAAGUGAUGCGGGUCACCACAGGUGCGCCCAUCCCCUGCGGUGCUGAUGCGGUAGUGCAAGUGGAGGACACAGAGCUACUCCGUGAAUCAGAAGAUGGAACAGAGGAGCUUGAGGUUCGUAUUCUGGUGCAAGCACGCCCAGGUCAGGACAUCAGGCCCAUCGGACAUGACAUCAAGCGAGGAGAGUGUGUCCUGGCCAAAGGCACACACAUGGGACCCUCCGAAAUUGGCCUGCUAGCCACUGUUGGCGUCACAGAGGUCGAAGUUCAGAAGUUCCCUGUGGUAGCAGUUAUGUCCACUGGUAACGAGCUGUUGAACCCUGAAGAUGACUUGCACCCUGGGAAGAUUCGAGAUAGUAACCGCUCUACCCUGCUGGCCACCAUCCAGGAGCAUGGCUACCCCACAAUCAACCUGGGCAUCGUUGGAGACAACCCUGAUGAUCUUCUAAAUGCUUUGAAUGAGGGCAUCAGUCGUGCUGACGUCAUCAUCACGUCUGGAGGAGUGUCAAUGGGCGAGAAGGACUACCUGAAGCAAGUUCUGGACAUUGACCUCCAUGCCCAAAUCCACUUUGGACGAGUAUUCAUGAAGCCAGGUCUCCCCACGACAUUUGCUACACUGGACAUCGAUGGUGCCCGGAAACUCAUCUUUGCACUGCCAGGUAACCCCGUGUCGGCUGUUGUCACCUGUAACCUCUUUGUUAUUCCUGCCCUGAGGAAGAUGCAGGGAAUCCUGGACCCCCGGCCAACCAUCAUCAAAGCCAGACUCUCCUGUGAUGUGAAACUGGACCCCCGGCCUGAGUACCACCGUUGCAUCCUUACCUGGCACCACCAAGAGCCUCUGCCAUGGGCACAGAGCACAGGGAACCAGAUGAGCAGUCGACUGAUGAGCAUGCGCAGUGCCAACGGACUCCUGAUGCUACCUCCUAAAACAGAGCAAUAUGUGGAGCUGCACAAGGGCGAAGUGGUGGACGUCAUGGUCAUCGGGCGGCUAUGAUACUAGAGGGUCACACAUAACACUGAGAGGCACGGGGAGGGGAUGUGGGAGGGGUGUUUUACGGUGCAUGUCCACAUAUCAUUACUCUUCUGUAAUAUGCAAUGGCACAGCUGGUUUUUAUUGAUUUGGGUAAUGUUGAUCAAGUAUAAUCAACGUCUCAAAACACUAAAAAAGUGAUAGGGGACAAGAGAAAUCUAAAAACAUAAUUGUAUUUCAAGCAAAAGAAAUAUUAUAUUAACUUUUAAAGUAAGAAAAUAUUA
This is a messenger RNA of Scleropages formosus (Asian bonytongue), 2771 nucleotides long. It is a transcript of the gene gphna, whose product is annotated as gephyrin a. NCBI's taxonomy places the organism in Eukaryota, Metazoa, Chordata, Actinopteri, Osteoglossiformes, Osteoglossidae. The transcript has 25 exons. The coding region runs from base 55 to 2511 and encodes 818 amino acids. Gene Ontology annotation, molecular function: molybdopterin molybdotransferase activity. Gene Ontology annotation, cellular component: postsynaptic membrane; cytosol; postsynaptic specialization. The record is from RefSeq and is a predicted model, not a curated record. Gene Ontology annotation, biological process: Mo-molybdopterin cofactor biosynthetic process; glycine receptor clustering; establishment of synaptic specificity at neuromuscular junction.